Molecule: messenger RNA, 1605 nt
Organism: Colletotrichum tamarilloi
Lineage: Eukaryota; Fungi; Ascomycota; Sordariomycetes; Glomerellales; Glomerellaceae
Exons: 4
Coding region: 1-1605 (534 amino acids)
Biological process (GO): carbohydrate metabolic process
Source: RefSeq, a predicted model, not a curated record
AUGUCCUUACGCACAGUAUUUGACUUGCUGCUACCCCUGGGUCUGCUGGUCGGCCAGACCUACGCGGCGCAAGAACCUCUGACUGGCGAGGACCGCGAAGCAUGUCCCAACUAUGCGCAGUAUUCCACAUACCCCCAUAAACCCCUGAGCGAAGGCCCCCUUGGCCUGCCCUACCAACGACCCGAUCCACGAUGCCGUACUUUCCACUCCGAUGCCAUUGAGCAGGUCAUCAAGGACGUCACAUCCAGAAUGAAGGACCCCGACCUGGCCAGACUAUUCGAGAACGCGUUCCCUUCCACAACAGACACCACUGUCAAGUUCCAUACCGAUGGGACUGAUACCAGAUUCGUCGACCUCAAGGGCCGCAGCCUGCGCGACGAGGGCAAAUGGGAGGGGCCGCAGUCCUUCAUCAUUACGGGCGACAUCAUUGCCGAGUGGCUGCGCGACAGCACGAACCAGCUCUCACCCUACCAGGCGCUGGCCAAGAAAGAUCCCGCCAUCUUCAAGCUGAUCCUGGGCGCCAUCAACACCCAGGCCGAGUACGUCAUCGAGUCGCCGUACUGCAACGCCUUCCAGCCCCCUCCGAUCGCGAACCUGCAGCCGAGCCACAACGGACAGGACGACACGGUGCACCCCAUCUACGAGCCCUCGUUUGUGUUCGAGUGCAAGUACGAGCUGGAUUCGCUGGCGCAUUUCCUCGCGCUGGGCAACGACUUUUACGAGCACACCGAGUCCAAGGAUUUCAUGACGGGCAGGUGGUUCAUGGCUCUCGAGACGGUGCUCAACGUACUCGAGGAGCAGUCCCGCUCCACGUUCGACCCGGAGACGGGCCGCUUUCAGAAGAACGAGUACACCUUCCAGCGCAAGACGGACGCGGGCACCGAGACGCUGAACCUCAAGGGCGUCGGUAACCCGCUGAACAACGGAACGGGUCUCGUGAGGUCUGCUUUCCGGCCCAGCGAUGACGCUACGAUCCUCGGCUUUUUUAUUCCGGCGAACGCCAUGAUGGCCGUGGAGCUGAAGCGCACGUCCAUAUUCCUCAAGGCGGCCGGCAAGGACGUCCUCGCGCAGACGGUGGACAAGUGGAGCCAGACAAUUGCUGACGGCGUGUGGAAUAAUGGUGUGGUCAAGCACGCCAAGUACGGAGACGUCUUUGCGUACGAGGUUGACGGGUACGGUUCGUCCAUUCUCAUGGAUGAUGCGAAUUACCCGUCGCUGCUGGCGCUUCCUCUCAUGGGAUUCUUGCCUGCGGAUGAUCAGACGUACAAGAACACCAGGAAGAUGCUUUUGGAGAAGACUGGCAACCCUUACUACCUCGAGGGUGCUGCCUUCCACGGAAUCGGAGGACCCCACAUUGGGCUUUCCAACGCCUGGCCAAUGAGUCUUUUGAUCCAGGCGCAGACAUCCGAGAAUGACCAGGAAAUCACCGAGUGUCUUGACUUUGUCCUGAACUCUGCUAAGCUCGGUUUGGUUCACGAAAGUGUUGAUGUCGGACGUAUUUCUGCUUAUACCCGGGCCAACGGCGUCUUUGCCGAGACGAUUCUCGACCUGGCUAAGAGGAAGCCUCACUUGAUCUUUACUGACGCGAAGCCGUAUACCAUCUAA